This is a messenger RNA of Trypanosoma conorhini, 915 nucleotides long. RefSeq lists its product as uncharacterized. The record is from RefSeq and is a predicted model, not a curated record. Bases 1 to 915 code for a protein of 304 amino acids. Lineage: Eukaryota; Euglenozoa; Kinetoplastea; Trypanosomatida; Trypanosomatidae. The transcript has a single exon.
AUGCACGCAGAUUCGGACGAGGAGGCGGCUGCGGCGUGUACGGCGGUGGAAUGGAGGGCCUCACCGGGUGCCACAACCGCGCAUCUCUCGAGCACGGCCUUGGGGGGCAUUGCCACCAAAUUGCGCGAGCUGCAGCGGGAGCUCGUCAGCUUUGACGAGCAUGUGCCGGAGAUUGUAACCUUUCGCGUCGACGGCAAACUCUUCUCUGUCCAUCGCGAGUUGCUGCGAAAUGACCCGCAGUCGGUGCUUUUCCUAAUGACGGCGUCAAGGUUUCGGCACAACAGGGACGGACGCCGCGUGGGUGACGUGAUUGAGAUCCCAGGCAGGGAUGCAACCCUCUUUGGCAUGUUAAUGAACCUUCUCCGCGGCUAUCGGAAUCCCAUUCCGGAAGACUACCGCGAGGUUUGCUCCGCAGAGGCGCGCUUCUACGGCUUGGAGCACUCGUGGGAGUCGCGGUACCCCGUUGCGGCCGCCGGUCCCUUUCGCCCGCUCACGUGCAGCGACAGGCUCUUCUCUGAUGUGGUCUGUGCGGCGGCGAGUCCGUUCUACUCAAGCGGGCUGCACUUCAUUACGUUUGCGGUGACACGGUGUGAGACGCUGGCGGUGGGGGUUGUGGCGGAGGGCGCCCGCCUGAAUUGGAUCGACAGCAUUGGCCGCUGUGAGGGCUUGGCUCUCUACUGGAACGAUGGACGGGUGGCUCACAAUUUUAGGGGUCUUUGCACGGAGAAGUCUGGCUGCGCGUUCACCGCCCACGCGGUGGUCAAAGUCUACUUGGACUGCGAGGAGAACAUCGUGCGAUGGUCGCUUGCAGGCGGGCAAAGCGUGGCCGUAGUGCGCCUUCCGCCAGAGACGAGUUUCGCGUUUGCCGCAGUGCUGGUGAGGUCUUCCGAGGUGCAGAUAUUGCGCAGCGAGUGA